GCCCGCACCGCGCCUCCCCUUCUAGGACCGAGCCCCUCCACAUCCCAGUCCGAGCCCGCCUUCCUCGACGUGGGCCUGCCUGCCGGGGGCGGAGCUGCGCCAGGUGCGGACCCGGUGCGUGGCGGGAGGGCGGGCGGCUCCGAGCGCCAGGUGCGGCUUCCGCGUCAAGAUGGCGGCCCCCUGCCGCUCCGGGGCCGGUCUCCCGCCCUGCUGCCGCCGCGGCCUUCCUGCGGGGGCCCCGCUGCUGCGCGUCGCCUUCUGCCUCCUGUGCUGGGCCCCAGCGUCUGUGGGCGCCGUCCCCGAGCUCGGGCUCUGGGAAGAGACGGUCAACGACAAAUCAGGACCUUUGGUAUUUAGCAAAACUAUGUUUAGCAAUACUGAUAUCAAGUUUUCUGUUAAGUCAUUCAGUUGUUCCAGGCCUGUGAAGUUUACCAUCGAGUGGCUUUUGAAGCAUCAUACCUGUCAAAAUGAAUAUAAAAAGCUGGAAGAGCAGUCUCAAAAACAUGAACUUCGUGUUGAUGAAGACUUUUGUGAUUAUUAUUUUAAGAACAUUGAAUGUUGGACAACAAAAAAUGAAAACUUAGAUUGCAACAGUGAUUUACAGGUGUUUCCCUCGCUGAAUAAUAAAGAACUAAUAAAUAGCAGAAAUGUCUCAAACCAGGAAAGAUCAAUGGAUGUUGUAGCCAGAACAGAGAGAGAUGGGUAUCAUAUCUUUAUUGUUUCUAUUAAAGCGGAAAAAACAGAUGCACCCUGGAAUUUGAAUGUUUCUCUUUCUAUGAAGGGGCCUCAUGGAUAUAUCUCUGCAGCAGAUUGGCCUCUAAUGAUUUUUUACAUGGUGAUGUGUAUUGUUUAUAUACUAUAUGGCAUACUCUGGUUGAUGUGGUCUGCCUGUUAUUGGAAAGAUAUAUUAAGAAUACAGUUCUGGAUUGCAGCUGUUAUUUUCCUGGGAAUGCUUGAAAAAGCAGUUUUUUAUGCCGAAUACCAAAACAUCAACAGCACUGGACUGUCAACCCAAGGUUUAUUGAUAUUUGCGGAGUUGAUAUCUGCGAUCAAGAGGACAUUGGCCCGCCUCCUUGUGAUCAUCGUGAGCUUGGGUUAUGGCAUUGUGAAGCCGCGUUUAGGAACAGUCAUGCACCGGGUGAUCGGACUGGGGCUUCUUUAUUUUAUCUUUGCAGCUAUCGAAGGCGUGAUGAGAGUUAUUGGGGCAAAUGAUUCUGACCUUGUGCUUCUGGCCAGCCUCCCUCUCUCUCUCCUUGACUCUGGCUUGUGCUGGUGGAUUUUUAUAAGUUUAGCACAAACUAUGAAGACUCUGAGGCUGAGAAAGAAUACAGUGAAAUUUUCUUUAUACAGGCAUUUUACAAAUACACUUAUCUUUGCUGUGCUGGCUUCUGUAGUAUUUAUGGUAUGGACAACAAAGACAUUCAGAAUUGCGAAAUGCCAAUCAGAUUGGAUGGAACGCUGGGUUGAUGAAGCAUUUUGGAGCUUCCUUUUUUCACUUAUCCUUCUUGUCAUAAUGUUUCUGUGGAGGCCAUCGGCAAACAAUCAGAGAUAUGCCUUCAUGCCCUUAAUAGAUGAUUCUGAUGAUGAAAUUGAAGAAUUCAUGGUAACAUCUGAAAAUUUAACUGAAGGAAUAAAAUUAAGAGUCUCAAAAACGGUUUCCAAUGGAACAGCUAAAGCUGCUACUUCUGAUAAUUUUGAUGAAGAUUUGAAGUGGGUGGAAGAAAAUAUUCCCUCUUCAUUCACAGAUGUAGCUCUUCCAGUGUUAGUGGAUUCAGAUGAGGAAAUCAUGACCAGAUCUGAAAUGGCUGAAAAAAUGUUCUCUUCAGAAAAGAUAAUGUGAUUGGAACCCACAUCAGUGAAACCUAGUUAAUGGUGAAGGACUGUCCUUCAUCAAGACUGAAAGAGUGUUGUUUGGAUAUGGCAAAAUAAGUUUUUAUUGUGUUAUCUUGGAAACGAAGGAUUUAGGUGGUGGGAGGAUUUUGUAAUCCUUUUAGAGCAGACUCUUGAAUGUCAGUUUAUUGUCCAUCGAAUGGCCUAGAUUUGUGAAUAAUCUGAGAGAAGUAUUAUGAAGAUACAUGCACAAAUGCCUCUUUGGUGACACGUGGCGGGCUUGUGGACUUGUCUUCACUUUCUUUUCUCUGGAAAAUAUGACAAUUCCAGAUUUAAAAAAAGAAUUUAAAUAAGCACUCCUACUGUUUUUUCCACUUACCUUUGAGAUAGAUUAUUCUGCUGAAGUGUAGUAUAUCCGUGUCUCCAUCUCUUGGGUUUAUAUAUCCUAGGUGCAAUAAUAAUUUUUUUGACUUUUAUACUGAAGUGAUUUGAUAUUAAGUAAAACUUGGUUAAUGUUGAAACAUGGAUGUGUUUACAUGUUUAAUUUUUUCCUCUUUUUUUUGUCUGCACAAAGCCCUUGUUUGUAAGUACCACCAUGCACAUCAAAUGAUGGAGUAGGUAUUCUCUGAGCUCAGGGGAACACAGAGAGAGAAGUCUUGAUGGUCACUUCCAAAGAUUUGCUCUGCCAGUGUCCCCUCACUCGUGCUGUGUGUACAUGUGCUGCUGCUGAAUCUGCUGGGGGCAGGUGGUAGACACCUGGCCACAUGGCUCCCCAGAGCACUUCCUACUGGGCAAGCUGGGAGACUCAUACUGGUGAACCUUGUAGAAACUAGAACUGUCUUUUACAUAAUCUUGGCAUAUUCCAUUUCAUAAUAAAAAUAUAUAUUUAACUGCAUGGUCCAUCACUGCUAAUCUUGUAGUUAGUUUCUUAACCUUCAAUUAUGUUUUAUACCUUAUUUUGUUACAUUAUAUAUUUGUAAUGUGUAAUUUGCAAUCUUUUGUUUUACUAUGUUUUUAAAAAUGUAGAAUGUUCUAAACCUGAAAGGCAGUUGAAUGUAGUGUGACGAAAAUGUGUUUGCUGCUUUCGUGACCAAAGAUACAGGGCUAUGGACAUUUAGAAUAGUAAUUAAUUAUGGUAAUUAAAGUUAGAAUCUUGCAUGUCUUUUCUUUUUGGCAGCUGGCCGGUAUGGGGUUCUAAACCCUUGACCUUGGUGUUCCCAGUGCCACACUCCGGCCAGCGCAUUCUUUGAAGGAGUUCUAACCUUGUGAAUUGAGAAUGACUUCAAAGAAUUUUGAUUGAGAAAUUAUUAAAUCUUAACCAGUACAAACAAUUAAUUUAACCAGUACAAACAAUUAAUGUCUAAUUUUUUGUACUGUGAAGACACAAAACGAAAUUUUUUCUUUCAAAAGCCUACCUUCUGAAUUUAUUUCUUAUUUAUUCAUUUUAGAGAAGUUAGUAAAGAAGAUUAAUUUCUGAUAGUCUCUUGAAAGAUACUUGCAAAUGUGUUUUCAAUAGUGAACAUUUGGAAAGUGGACAGUGUGGGCAAACAUUACUGAGAAAGGCGUGGUUUUCAAGAUGCCAUUGCUUUGGGACAUCCUUGCUAGGAAAAGAAUGUCUCAUUUAACAGUUGUGGAUGCCAUUCCUUCAGUUUCUGCUGGAAUAAUGGGCUCACUCCCUCCCACCGUGUUUCCCAGCAUUUAUGUCUAUUCUAGUAUUGGUGAACUCUGCCCUUAGCCCAGUUGUUUCAGAGCUGGAGGUGACCACUGCCUUCUUAUUUCUAACAGUUUAAUCUAAUACCCCACUCCCUAAGUUUUGAGGCAGAUUGACCCCCAGCUCACCAUAUGGCUCUAGUCAAAUUUUGAAAUGCAGAAUAUUGGGCUUGCAGCUAGUAGGGAGCUGCAAAUUUAGUGGUGCAGGAGUGGGGAGUUGAUGGUAAGUGUGAUAAUAAGGGAAAUUGCCUCUGACAUAACCUCAAAAACACUUUCUACAGCCGGAAGGAUAAAUGAUGUUAGUUGUGUAGCUCAGCUACAGGCUGAAAUGCAAACUUUUUUCUUUAUGCAGAGAAAGCAGGAUUCCUUCCUAACAACCUCAUCAAAAAUAUUGUACCUAGAAGGGCAUGUGCUAUGUUUGUCACUUUCAGUGAUAACUAUCAUCUGUGAUGUUUAAUGACCUGCAUUGAGCAUCCCUGUAGAAGACCUUCUCAGCCUCUCAUAUACACAGGAGAGGACUCCCUAGAGCCACAGCUUAGUUCAGAUGAAGGACACUGGGGAGAAGUUACAGCAGGGCCACUGCAUGGCUUGUCAUCUCUGACUCUGCACAGAGUUUCCAGAAACUGGUCAUCGGGGCCUUUGAGGUGCUCAGAUCAGUUUAUUUUUAGGAUGCUGUCAGGAUGGGUCUCUAUUAAUGAAGGAUUCUGAGGAUAAGGGUUCAGUUUUAUGUGUUUCUAGGUAAAAAUGCUUACGUGUUCUUGUAACACAGUUCAUGUUAGAUUUAUAUGAUGUGUGAAAUUUGCUUAAAAGGGAAUUUUUAUGAUUUGAGUUACAUGAGUAUUUAAAUAUCUGCUUUAAAGGGUAGUUUAUUUCAAAAUUAAGGAAAAAUAGGUGAAUAUGUGAAUAUUUUAAGCCUGGAGAGAUACAAUGUUUCCAUACUUUUCCUGUAACGAAAAUAAUUAAAUCUUUCAUGUCCUGUUGAAAAUACCCACAUUUUGCCCUAUAUUACAGUACAUUAUGUUUGCACUACUGUAUUAUCAAGACUGAAAAUAUUUUUAAAAGUACAUACAAGGUUGAUUUUUUGUAUUUUUUAAAAUGAGGUUUGAAUCUGUUGCACUAGGCUAUACAAGACUAGUUUGAAUUUGAGAGAUUAUAAAUCACUAAUUCUGGUACUUGUGUCUUUGUAUGAUCAAUAGCAUGCAAUAAGCAAUACAAAACACCUGGCCUUAUAAGAAGAAGUUUAAUGUAUUUGUUAAAGUUCUAAACAUCCAAUAUAAGUGGCAAAACUAGAUUUUUAAGGAAGUGUAGAUUAUAAUACAGGAGCUCAAUACUGCAUUAGGAAACUUCUUUAGAACUAGGAAAACAUUAAUUUAUUUGGAGAGAGUUAGAGGUUUACGAAGUUUUAUUUUUCUAUUUAAAAAGGUUAAAUUGUCCUAUAAUUUGGAAGAAGUUUCUUUGAA
Cynocephalus volans (Philippine flying lemur) is the source of this 5000-nucleotide messenger RNA. RefSeq names its product transmembrane protein 87B (gene TMEM87B). Bases 170 to 1840 code for a protein of 556 amino acids. Gene Ontology annotation, cellular component: Golgi apparatus; membrane. Gene Ontology annotation, biological process: retrograde transport, endosome to Golgi. The record is from RefSeq and is a predicted model, not a curated record. NCBI's taxonomy places the organism in Eukaryota, Metazoa, Chordata, Mammalia, Dermoptera, Cynocephalidae. The transcript is spliced from 19 exons.